Molecule: messenger RNA, 5372 nt
Organism: Coturnix japonica (Japanese quail)
Lineage: Eukaryota; Metazoa; Chordata; Aves; Galliformes; Phasianidae
Gene: KDM7A
Product: lysine demethylase 7A
Source: RefSeq, a predicted model, not a curated record
CGGCCCGCGAGGCGCAUGCGCGAUGCUCGCUCCCCCCGCCCCCUCGGGGGCCGGGUGACGCACGUGCGCGCGUCCCCGCGCGCUGUUGUGCGCGCGCUCCCGCGCCGCCUGUGGCUCUGGGCGGCGGUGCACGCGCGCGGCGCGUGGUGCUGGCACGCGCGCUGUUGUUAUUGGUGCCGGCGGCGGCGGCGGGCGGGGGAGGAGCGGCGGGCGCCUCAGUCAGGGAGUUCUUUAAAGAUGGCCGGAGCGGCGGCGGCCGCCGCCACCCCCGUGUACUGCGUGUGUCGGGAACCUUACGAUGUGAGUCGCUUCAUGAUCGAGUGCGACAUCUGCAAGGACUGGUUCCACGGCAGCUGUGUCGGGGUAGAGGAGCAUCAUGCUGUUGACAUUGAUCUGUACCAUUGUCCCAACUGCGCAGUUCUUCAUGGACCUUCUCUAAUGAAAAAGAGAAGGAACUGGCACAGACAUGACUACACGGAGUUGGAUGAUGGCUCCAAACCGGUGCAGGCUGGAACACGGACCUUUGUUAAACAGCUGCGGGCUCGCUCUUUCCCAAGUGCUGAUGAAGUCAUUUUGAAAAUGCAUGGAAGCCAACUGACACAGAGAUACUUGGAGAAACAUGGGUUCGAUGUACCUAUUAUGGUUCCUAAAUUAGAUGGCCUGGGGCUCAGACUUCCUCCACCAACUUUCUCUGUUUUAGAUGUGGAACGCUAUGUAGGUGGUGACAAAGUGAUAGAUGUAAUAGAUGUAGCAAGACAAGCGGACAGUAAAAUGAAGCUCCAUAAUUACAUUAAAUAUUUCACAAAUCCUGACCGACCAAAAGUAUUGAACGUGAUCAGCCUGGAAUUCUCGGACACAAAGAUGUCUGAGUUAGUAGAAGUACCAGAUAUUGCCAGGAAGCUUUCGUGGGUGGAAAACUAUUGGCCAGAUGAUUCUGUCUUCCCUAAGCCUUUUGUUCAGAAGUAUUGCUUGAUGGGUGUCCAGGACAGCUAUACUGAUUUUCAUAUAGAUUUUGGAGGAACAUCGGUUUGGUACCACGUUCUCUGGGGUGAAAAGAUAUUCUAUUUGAUCAAGCCCACUGAUGAAAAUUUGGCUCUGUAUGAGUCUUGGAGCUCAUCUGUCACCCAAAGCGAGGUAUAUUUUGGAGACAAAGUUGACAAAUGUUACAAAUGUGUUGUAAAACAAGGACACACUUUAUUUGUUCCAACAGGCUGGAUUCAUGCUGUGCUCACAUCUCAGGAUUGUAUGGCUUUUGGAGGAAACUUUUUACACAACCUCAAUAUUGGCAUGCAGCUCAGGUGUUAUGAAAUGGAGAAGAGGCUAAAAACCCCAGAUCUUUUCAAAUUUCCUUUCUUUGAAGCCAUCUGUUGGUUUGUGGCCAAAAACUUACUGGAAACAUUAAAAGAACUGAGAGAAGAUGGUUUCCAGCCUCCAAGCUAUUUAGUGCAAGGAGUGAAGGCUUUACUUACUGCUUUAAAAUUAUGGAUGAAAAAAGAGCUUGUAACAGAACAUGCCUUUGAAAUUCCAGACAACAUUAGGCCUGGACAUCUCAUAAAAGAGCUCUCAAAAGUGAUUCGUUCCGUAGAGGAGGAAAACAACAAACCAGUGAAAACUCAGGGAAUUCUUGGUGUGUGUUCAGCUUCACGGUCUUCACAUGAAACAGCUUCUCCUCACCACUCAAGACGAAGGGUGAGGAAACUGCGAGACCACGCUACCAAAACUCCUUCUAAUCUGGAUAUCUUAGAACUCCACACAAGAGAGGUACUGAAAAGGCUGGAGAUGUCACCGUGGGAGGAGGACAUAGCAAACUCGAAACUGAAUGGGAGAUUUAACAAGCCCUUUCAACCAUCUUCUACAGUACCUGACUGGCGAACAAAGGACAAUGAUCUUCGCCUUGUGCUGUCAAAUGGAAGAAUCAUUAGAGAUGAAAGACGUCCAUUUACAGAUCGAAGUCUUUACACAGCCGAUAGCGAAGAUGAAGAUGACAGGACAAGGUCGAAAAAGGUGACUGUUAAGAGAGAAGAUCAGACCUCAGGAUUUGAAGGAGAAGGGAAUGCAGAUGCCCAAAAACCACUGAACAUGUUCUUUGAAAGUGUGAAAUCAGAACUCAGGAAAGGAUCCUCAGUGUACUCUGAUAUUUCUGAUUCAGAAGAAUCUGAGCCUGAUUGCACUACACAGCAGAAGGAUUCCUCCACAGAGGAGUCGGAAAGCUCAGGUGAUGAAGAGAAACAGGAAGUAACAUCAAAUUUCAAGGAGGAAUCUAAGGUCACGAGAGACCUUUGUCAAACUACCCAGAAGCCAUCCAGAAAUGAAACUCCCAGUAAAAAGGAAUGUCCUACCUCGACAAGUACAGAAGAAGAAGCUAUUCAGGGCAUGCUUUCUAUGGCAGGAUUGCACUAUACCACAUGUUUACCAGAUCAUACUCAAAGCACAGACUGCACAGAUAAAAGAACCUCUCUUCAGGAACAAAGAAGCUAUCCUAGAAGUAGGCAUAAAGACAGACAGCCUUCUCAGAGCCACAAAACAAUAGAAUGUGGUAGGUCUGUGAAGGAAGAGGAAAGACACCUGGGGACUUCAGCAUGGGCUAGGCACCUGAAUGAAGCUUCAAGAGUUACCCCUCAGGAUUCAAGUAAAACGCAAAAAUAUAUCAAGAAAGAGGGUGCAUCAGAGGCUAAUCAUAAGGUUCAAGAAAACAGAAGUAUAGUCCACAGCAGCGGCUUGAGUUUUCAGCAUGGCAAGUAUGUGCGAGACUCCAAUCUAAUUCAAGGAGAGUGCCGGCUGAGCGAUGGCAGCCUCAGCCCUGACAGGCCGUAUGGUGAAACAUCCUUGUCUGUUCCACUUCAUCCAACGAAGAGGCCAGCAUCAAAUCCACCCCCUAUCAGCAACCAGGCGACAAAAGGCAAACGUCCAAAGAAAGGAAUGGCAACUGCUAAACAGCGCCUCGGGAAGAUCUUGAAGCUGAACCGCAAUGGCCAUGCACGCUUCUUUGUUUAAUGUAGCUGCUACUUCUACUACUGUCUUUCCUAUACAGACCAGUAUUGAGGUCAACAGAGCCUGGAGCUGCUGUUUUUCCUCUGCUUGAAGCAGACUUGCAUGUACCAUAUAAAACACUGCCUGAUGAACAACAACAACAAAAAAAAAAACCAACCCACAACCCAAUGCUGCAUUUUCACUGUGCCACACCUGCUCAGCAAUAACCAUUUGGGAACGGGGAAAUCUUCAGAGAGACACGGACUGUGAGAAUUAGUCUCUCAUCAGGGCUUGAAUAUCAUUUGUUGCUGGUAGUUUCUGACCUAAUCCAUGAGGGGAAGAUGAUGAAGGUGGUUUAUCAAUAAUUUAUUUCUGAUAGAUUUUGACAACUUUAAAAUUCAUUUUAAAAACUAUUUAUUUGGAAGACUUUUUUUUUUUUUUUUCUUGGGAGUUAUUAAUUUAGAUUUCAGAAUGUGAAAGCUUUUAAUUGUUUUGAUAAUGUGUGUCUGGUGCAGUGGAGAGCCACAUUAAUGGUGAUUAUUCUGGACUCCUAAACUUGUUAUUCAGGUUAUAGUCUUAAGUAGGAAUGAGAUGCAUUAUUAAUUAUUUUUAAAUUAAGGCUUAUGGAAUCUUAUUUUUUUUUCUGCUCUUGAUAAGCUAUUGUCUGGGCUUCUGUUGACUUGCAAGGUGCAUAUUUUCUGCCAGCUUGAUUAUUUUUGAUCUCUCUUUUAUACAGAUUUAUUUAUUUGAUGGAGUAGAAUAGACUCUCUAAGGACACAAGAUUCUUCUUAUGUCAGUCCAGUAGCUAACUUGUUUGAAGCUGCACCCCUUUCCUCCAAGCUGGAGUGCAUGUUUUUCCUCCUGAUGUGGUGUUUGAUCUAUCCAUGAUGAUUUUCUUCUGCAAAAGCUCCCUGAAAGUUGUGUUUGCAGAAGUGAUUUAGAAUCUGGUACAAGGGAGGGAAGCAUCGUGCAUCUUCUUGGAGGAAGUGGGAGCUCAGUUAAGAUACGUGUUUCUUCACAAUUACUCAGAAAUAACUCGUAAGACGCAUUGCAGUCUUAAGAUUUGGCAUAGUGCUUACCAUGGCAUGAAAGAAGCAUUAAAAUACUAUUGUCUUUAAAGCAGUUUAGUGAAGAGUCAGGAAGGUAGGAGAAAUCCGCGUUACCUUUAAAGCUGGACAACCAAUUGGAAGUCUUAACUGGUGCACGUAUGUGUGUGAAGUAGCUUACUGGUAUCAGAAUGACCAUUUCUCUCAGGCUGCAUACAGAGCCGAUAGCAAAUGCUGAUUCUGAAUUACUGUAAAUAAUUUUGAUUUAGAAUUUGUAUUUUUUCUGUAAUAUAAAAUUAAAUAUUUAACUGUCGGGGUAUUGGGAUGAAGGCUUAAAGGGGAAUACUUGAUUCUGGAAAAAGGGCAUUUUGCAGGGUCCAGCCAAACAAAAACAUUAAUAUGCUAGUGACAACAGUCUUGUGGAUUUUUUGUUUCGUUUUAUUUUGUUUGUAUGUUUAUCUUGAGUGAUUUCUAAGCAUCAAAUACUCAAGCAUAGCUAUCCAAUUUGUUGAUGUAACAAAUCUCCAUAAUCAGUUUUUCCUUCCUCCAUAUUCUAUACUGAAAUAGUUUUCUCAUAUUGUAAUUUAAAAGCAGGUUGACUUGGACUUUCCAGAAUAUUUGUGCAGGAAUAUUUUUCCUCUACAGCAGAUGAUUAAUAUCUUUGCAAAAUCAUGGAAGUAGUUGUGAUGUCAGGUGCUUCUGAUUGCUGCAGGAUCAAAACUUCUCAGCACUAUGUUAUCCUGUUUCUGAAUUGAGAAACAUCAAAACAUAAUGCAAUUGCGAAUAAAUCAGGUAGCUUUCAUGGCCUGACUUCCUUGAAGAUUUGAAAGUGACAACUUCAGCGUGUUUUGCAGCCCUGCUUUUACAUGAUGUUGAUUUGACUUGGGAGUUGUGCGUGUACAAAUGUGUGAGUGUGGGUCUGAAUGACUUUUUAAAAAGCUUUUUUGUUGUUGUUUGUUAGCUCAUUAUAGCUCCACUACAAAUAGGUAUCUCUCUCACACCCACCCCCAGAAAGAGAAGACCACUGGCUGCAUUCAGGCUGUUCCAGGAUUUUUGUUUGUUUGUUUGUUUGUUUGUUUAAAUAAAUAAUUAUUUUUUUAUUUAAUGCAAGCUAUCAACCUUGUUUAGCAAACUUUUGGGAAUGGAGGUAACAGAAGAUUGCUAAGAAAGCAGAAGCUAUGCCAAGAGGUACUCUAUGGUGCUGAAAGUGACAAUAAUUACUUGCUGUUCUCAGGUGCUAUGUUUUCCAGAUUGAAAUAGUCAAAAGAGAGUAUUUUAACUAUCUUCUAAUAUGUUCUUACCAAAGUAGUAAGUCAAAAAAAAUAAAAUAUGUUGUCAAUAUUAGUUAAAGUUGUA